GUUAACGGUUAGCUUUACGUCAGAUUUUGCUGUUCCAAGAAUUGACUACAAGAUGAACUACAAGUUGGUGUCAAUUUAAACCAUAAGCUGAAGACAAGUUAACCGAAAGACUUGAUCUGCAGAAACUUUCCUGAAAGUUGUAAUCAUUGUCUUUUAAAAUUACUCUUGUUCAAAUUGACCACAAUAACUCACAGGUACCUGGGAAAAAAUAAUCAUACCUGUCCAUGCCUCUUCAUAUCUGAAACGUUAAAUAAUUUGUGUUGAAAUAAAAUUUUAAAAAUAAUAAUAACCUCAAAAAAUGGAUGCUCACGAUAAUUAUGACCCAGAAGUUGAAGCCUGACUUUACGCUGGAAUUUAUUAUUCAAAUGACACUUAUCCAGAUACAAAUAAUCCAGAGCCGUCAUCACCAUCAACGUCAUUGGUAAGAAAUAAUUUAAAUAUUGAUGGCAGUAACAUUAAUACAGGUUUGAAUUCCGAGGCAAUAAAAUCUUAUGCUAAAAAGACAGGAAUGUUUCCUAAAAGACAUCGGGCUUUGAUUGAUGGGUUCAAGCCAACAGGAAGAUUUAGAUGGGAACCUCCAAUGGCUGGCGGGAAUUAUUACGAUGAUCUAAGACCAAGUCAUCAGUUUCCUGAUAGAGAUCCAGUGAAUCCUACGUUCCAUGUUGACGCUCGUGGUUCCAGGUCAAUGCUUCCAUUUUUUGAACGCGAACCUAGACCACUGAUGCCAUAUGAUGGUCCUAGAUCAGUACCAUCAUACGAUCGUGGUCCUAGAUCAUUACCACCGUAUGAUCAUGGCCAUAGAUCAGUGCCACCAUUUGAUUACGAUCCUAGAUCAUUUCCUUCAUAUAAUUAUGAUCCCAGAUCACUGCCACCAUAUGAUCAUGAUCCCAGAUCAGUGCCACCAUUUGAUUACGAUCCUAGAUCAUUUCCUUCAUAUAAUUAUGAUCCCAGAUCACUGCCACCAUAUGAUCAUGAUCCCAGAUCUAUGCCACCAUUUGAUUACGGCCCUAGAUCACUGCCACCAUUGGAUUAUAUCCCAAAUUCAAAUUAUCGAUUCGAUCGUAAUUUUUUACCAAAUCCUAUGCAUCAAAAUUCAGGAUUUAAUCAGCAAGAUUUUAUAAAAUUAUCAAGUAAAGUUAAAAAUUCCAAUAGACAAUUAGAAUUGAAAAAUUUAAAAUCUAGAUCUCGUAUAAUACUAAAACGUGAUAAGACUAAAAAAACAAAUAAACCGCCUCCGUUUAAAAGAGUAAAUAAUAAUAAUGAUCGUACUAGAGCCGCUAGAAAUCCAGAGGUCAAUAAACAAACGGGUGAUUUAUCAAAAGACAAUGAUCUGAAUGAUUCUAUUGAAAUAAUUGACAUUCAGGACCCGGUUCCUGAUAAACCGACCGCUGAAACUGAGACCAGUUGCAGCGUUGAUGCCAGUACUGAUAAAACUAAUGACCCGGUCAUAAAUGAUAAGAAUCCAGAGAAAACUGACAACAACUCAAGUAAAAAUUAUGACAAUUCUGAGGGGAAUGACAACACUGCCAAUAAAAAUGAUGAUCUGGAUAAAGACAAUGAUCAGAGUACGAGUAAUUUUGCUGAUGAUGCUCAGGAUCUGACAGCGACAGCAUCAGAAAAUGUAGAAACUGAUAAAAUUAAUGAUGAUGACAACUCAAAGUAUAAUGUAAAAUGUGCCUCUGCUGAAAAACGUCAAGCUGAAAAAUCUAAAUCAUCAGAAUCUGAGGAAUCAUCAGACACUGAAUCUGAUGAGUCGAUAUUUGAAGUACCGGUGCCGCCAAAACCACCGCCUCUAUUGAUAAAUUUGAAUGAUUCAUCAGAAUCUUCGGAUGAUGACAGCGAUGAUGAUGACAAUGACGUUGAUGUUGAUGCUGGUGAUGAUCAUGAUGAUAAAAAUGACAAAGAAGAAUCUUUGACUACUGAUUCAUUCGUUGCGUGCUCGAAUAAUUCAAAUUCAUCAAGAGAAAAUUGCAGUGAGACAAAUAAUGAAAAACAACAUGACGGUGAUAAGACUGUCGAAGAUAAUGAUGAUGACGAAGAGGAAGAAGAUGAAGAAAAUUGGAUUGAAACCAAUGUAAUAUUGAACUGUUCCCAGGUACAGAAAAGUGUUUCAACUAUGGAAGAAUUAAAAAAAAUAGGACGGGAGUCAUCAGUAGAUUUGAUAAGCGAUGACAGUAUGACUGAAAGUGAAGCAAUGAACUGGAGAACGAUCGAGGAGGAAAUAAAUACUGAGACUACUGAUGAGUUGAACACUUCAAUGAGGCUCAAUAUAAGCGGAGGUGAAACUAAUGAUGGAUCUGAUAAAAGGUCUCCCAAGUCUGGGGGUAAAGGCGAUAAGAAUCAAAGCCCAUCGUCGGGAAGCAGGAAGAGGGCGCGAGAGGCCGGGGGUAAAAAUAGAGAUGAAUUUUUGAAGCCUAUCAAGUUGCCCAGGAAUGAAAAGACAAGUGAGGUUUCUUUUGAGGAGUAUCUGGCUCAGCCGAUGCCCAAACAGCUGCUGGCUUUUUACACCGACUAUCGAGACAGUGAAUUUAUGAACGACGUCAGGGAUAUUCAGAGCCAAAUGUCAAGAAAUCCAAAUCGCUGGGCGAUACUUGAUGCCGAUAUUAUGUACCAAAGUGGGAGUGCGAAGAGACUCAAGUGUUCGUCCUGUCAAAAGUACGGACACAAGCGAGAGGAGUGUUCUGAAAAACGUAAAGUCCUGACUUGUCACAUGUGCGGUGAAAAUGGACACCUUGGGUCACGGUGUCCUCAAAGAAUGUGUCUUACUUGCGGAAAAAAAUAUUCAUCAUUUCGUAAAACUUGUGAGUACUGUUGUAGAUUAAACUGCACUCUGUGCAAAAGUAAAGGUCACCUGAAAACAAACUGUCCGGACCUAUGGCGGCGUUAUCACCAAACAACGACACCCGACACCAUAAAUAUACCCGUGGAACCAAACAAAAUUUUGAAACCCUCUAGCAAAUUAAGCUGCUGCAAUUGCACACGUCGCGGUCACGACAGUUCUACUUGUCCUCGUUACCGUUGGUCUCAACAUUUUCCAUCUCCUUAUUUUGUUACGAGUUACACUGAAGGUCCUGGUUACCCUCCAAGACCCAGAACCUCAACAUCAGUCACUGAACUUACGGUAGAAAAUCGCGCGCCAGAGCCAUCAGCUGAUUCCGACAAUCAGUUGGUUAUUUCUGAACCACCAGCUACUCAACCAUCACCAUCAUCAUCAUCAUCGACAUUUGAUAGUAAUAUAAUUUUAUAUCACUACACAAAUAUACCAGCUAGCAGAGAAUUGGAAUCCGCUGAUUGGCCGAGCGAAAUAAUUUUACCUCAUGAAAUACCAAAUAUAAGUUACCAAUUUAUCGAUAAUUCAUCAUCACUACGGCCAGAAUUUGUGUCAAAACAUUUUCCUCGGUCAUCGCCAUAUUUAAUUGAUCUGAUAAUAAAACGGAUUGACAGUAAAAAUGUUGAGAUAAAAAUAAAAACACCAACAGAAAUGUCAACAUUUGAAUUUAAAAAAUUGAUAAUUCAGUGGCUGUCAAGACGUCCAGUAGAUCGGGAUAAAAUGUCAGCUGUUGAUUCUUUGCCAGUUAAAAAAGAAAAAAUGUUGAACAUAUUUAUCGAUAAAUUGUAUGGCUUUGUAACAAAUUCAUCAUUAAAAGGAAUAAUAGAUUACGACUACAAAAGUUCGCCAGAAAAACUGCAUAAAAAUCCAGAUAAAAUAAAAUCUGUAAGUGGUAAAUUGAAAAAAAAUCCAGUUAGUGAACGUCGUUGUCUUAUUAAAUUAUUAUCGUCAUUAUAUAAUUUUUGUUUGAUACCAAUGUCGGAAAAUAUAAUAAGAGAUUUUGAAAAAUUAUUAAAUUUAUUAUCGACAAAAGGAUCUAGUGAUGAUGAAGUGAACACUUCAUUACCGCAGUGGAUUUACCUCAACUGUUGUUGGUUCAAUUUUGAAUUAUUUACUGGCCAUUUGUCGGCUUAUGUCGCUGACGCUAAAAAAUGUAUCUUAGAAAGAGUAAGAGAAGUUAAUAAAUUAAAAAAUUUAGAGAUUGAUUCAAUAAAAGAAAAACUUGGAUUAAAACAAAUGGUAACGAAGAAUGAAAAAAAAACCGGGAAAUUAAACGAAAAAAGGUUACAGAAUAUUCUGAUUUUUAAUAAACCUAUAAAGGUUCGUGACGUUGAUGAAAAUAAUAAAGAAAGUGGUAAAAAUGAUGGCAGUGAUGAUAAAACGAGUGAAAAAAAAUUGAGUAAAAAUAAAACAAAGAAUACAUCGAAAAAAGUAAAUGAUGGUAAAAAAAUAGACAAUUCUCUGAUUGUUAAUGGGAAAAUAAAUCACAAGGUUUUGCAACGGGAAAAAUUGGUAAGUCGUGCACAGGCUGCACUUGACUUGGCUAAGAAACAUGGAUUGAAGGGAUUCUAUGACAGGGCUGAAGAAAUAAUUAAAAAAAUACGAGACCGUUGCAACGUAAAACGUAAUGUUAUUGAACAAUUAUGGACGGAUAUUGUUAAGGAGCUGAGGGGCAAAAAUAUACUUGUUUUGAAUUGAUUAUUUCUGUAGAAAAUAGUGACGAGUGUAUAUUAUUUUAUUUUUAAUUAUUUUUGUUGUUAAUAAAAAUAAUUAUAUAUUA
Molecule: messenger RNA, 4610 nt
Organism: Microplitis mediator
Lineage: Eukaryota; Metazoa; Arthropoda; Insecta; Hymenoptera; Braconidae
Exons: 3
Coding region: 509-4528 (1339 amino acids)
Molecular function (GO): zinc ion binding; nucleic acid binding
Source: RefSeq, a predicted model, not a curated record